This is a messenger RNA of Polychytrium aggregatum, 2750 nucleotides long. RefSeq lists its product as uncharacterized. Lineage: Eukaryota; Fungi; Chytridiomycota; Chytridiomycetes; Polychytriales. The coding region runs from base 119 to 2656 and encodes 845 amino acids. The record is from RefSeq and is a predicted model, not a curated record. The transcript is spliced from 3 exons.
CUCCGGGUGAGGGCAGGAGGAGCCAGCCCGCAUCGGGACCUCGACUCCUUGUGCCGUCAGGCAGUGACGGUGAUAGCCAGUUGGCAAAGUGGCAUAGGUUGGGGAGGGGUGUUACGGAAUGACGGGUCAUUGGUCCGAUGGGCUGCUGGCUCGACAAGGCGAUCGGCGUUGUAUCGGCUCUCGGUCUUUCUCAUUCAACAAACAUGGUGUCGAUACCGACGAGCCGCGCCUGGCCAAGACUCGAUUCGAAAUGACUUCCCCACAGGAUUGCCACAGCCCCAGCGCUGCCCGCAUCCCAAAGCCAACGCAGCAGAAGCCAAUGAAGCCCGACGAGCUAGAUGAGCCGAAGAAACCGAGGCGGACUGCGGCCCAGUUUCUAUCUCGACAGCGACCAAGCCCCCGUUCAGAUGCAGUCGAGGCUGCUGCACGGCCGUCCCGGCGAACGGAGAUCUGCAUCCUUGGCCAGGCAGAAGCAGCAUUGUCGGGAAUCUGCUUUGCUCGGAAGUUCGCUUCGAUGGGGGUUCUGGCCAAUCGCGGCUGCUUCCAUUCGUCGUACCAUCCCGCCAGGCCCAACAUCGUCGAUAACUCGUUCGGCAUGGCGCAAGUGCUCUACAGCCACUUCCAGCACGACAUAUUGACGAUCCUUGUCACAAACGACGGGUUCCUGAGCACCAUCGAUGCACCGACGCUGACACAGCUCCCUCGCCUCUCCAGGCAGCAAAGGGACAUCCUCUUGCUUGUUCCGAGCUCGAUGUGGCUGUCCGUUCUCUUCAGACACCUGCAACUUCCAGACGAUUUUUUCAAAGAUCUCGAGCCGUCCAUCGAUCGGGCCGUCGUUGUCGAGGGCCUGUGUCAUUAUAUCGGUCGUAAGGACAAGUAUUAUCCUCUCUCGGCUGCCUCAUACCAGCGGGAGCUUGCACUUUGGUGGGAGGUCUGCAAGAACGGGGUGCUACGCUCCCGGCUCAUGAAGUUUUGCCAAGACGUCAACAUGAACCUCCAGUAUCCGCAAGAUCUGGUGGAAUCCAUCGGGCAGCGGACGAUCAUCCCCGAGGAACUGAGCAACAUGGACAAGUUUCGGCUCUUUGAUAGCGCUCAAAUCUUGAUGCCGAUGGAAUACUUUGAUUUCGAAGAGCACCAGACCUACUUUGCCAUCAUCCGCUUCAAAGGCCAUCCGAUGCGUUUGGACGAGUCGAGGCCGGGUCUGCUGCCCCACGAGAUGUUCGUCCUCACGACCGGAUGGCAGCUCAGCCUGGUCGUUUGCGACUGCAGCCACGACGAUCUUUCCGAUUGGCCAAGGGACAUGGCAAAUAUUAACCAGAUCAAGUUCAUGGAAUCGGAGGCCUUUGUCCACAGCUGGGACUGGAACCGGGUGACAGCGCUGGAAUAUUUUGAAAACGUCACCCUGCCGCCGUCGGUCAAGAGCUUCGUCGGCGCUCCCACGGCGAUGGACAUGAUCGAGAGGUUGGAUCUGUCUCAGUGCACGGAGCUGUGCUCGUUCGCAGGAUUUCCGAAGCAGGACGACCUCCAGAGCCUCGCACUUCCACCCCAGCUACGUGGCAGCGGUGAAUUGGCCUGGAUUCCCGAAACCCUCGUCUCCCUGGACAUGUCGCACUGCACCAAGAUCAAGACCCUUGCUGGAUUGACCUUUAUGGAUACAAUUCAGGUCCUCACUCUCCCUCCUUCACUCGAAUCGCUGGACGGAAUCGCCGCGUGCCCAGAUCUCUACAGACUCGACAUGUCCAAGUGCAUCCAUCUGUCGUCCCUCGGCAAAAUACCCCUGAAGUAUUGUGUCAUGGAUACCCUCAUUCUCCCGCCUGGCCUAGCGAGUCUGAAAGGAAUACGCCUGUCCGCUCCGGAGCUCGUGCAGUUGGACCUGUCGCCCUGCACCCUUAUGACGAGCUUGGUUGGCGCUCCCAAAGCACUCGCUGCCGCUGAGCAUCUUGUUCUCGGGCCAGGAUUCGAGAACCUGAAGGGAAUCGAGCAGUUCAAAAGUCUCAGAGUCCUCGAUCUCUCCAAGUGCAGCAAGCUCGCGAGUCUGGCAGGGCUGGCCAGCAAACAGCCGAAGCUGGAGGAGCUCGUGCUGUCGCCAAAUCUUGAAACUCUCCAGGGACUCCCGCAGUCGCUCGAUUCGCUUGAGCGACUGGAAAUGUCCGGAUGCGCAAAGUUGACGAGUCUGACGGGCAUGGCCAACACGCUGGCUUCUCUUGAUCAGCUCACGCUUCCACCGAAUCUGGAGCACCUCGCCGGGAUCCCCGAGGCGAUGCCAGAGCUCCAGGAAUUCGACCUCUCUCACUGUGUCAAGCUGAAGAGCCUGGCCGGCCUGCCAGCGGAGCUGCCGAAGCUUUCCGUCAUCCUGCUUCCGCCUGCGAUCGAAGAUCUGGAGGAACUUGUGCCGUUUGGGCACACAAUCCAGCACGUAGAGCUAUCCAAGUGCACUCGGAUCCGCAAUCUCGCCGAUCUCCCCCGGAUCCUCCCGAACUUGACCGAAAUCAACCUCCCUCCGCUGGAAAGUGCCUUGGAGACGAUCGACUUUACAAAGCUUCGCAGCCUCCGUCGGCUGAGGCCCGAAAAAUCGCUUCUUCACAACCGCCGUGUCCACAAGCUAGUAACGGCCAUUGGACGUGCGUGUCCUUCGCUCGUGAUCUUCUUCCUUUGAUGAAGUAUCUCGACUUUGGUCCCGGUUGAGUGUCCUGACCCGAGCCGCUCUCGCCAAGCUCGGCCCAGCCGUCAUGCCGCCGAGAAAUCACACU